Molecule: messenger RNA, 2094 nt
Organism: Trifolium pratense (red clover)
Lineage: Eukaryota; Viridiplantae; Streptophyta; Magnoliopsida; Fabales; Fabaceae
Product: protein ROOT HAIR SPECIFIC 17
Exons: 10
Coding region: 27-1781 (584 amino acids)
Source: RefSeq, a predicted model, not a curated record
ACAUUACAUUACACCAAACGCAAAAAAUGAUGAUGCAUAUAACAGCAGUCAAGAAAAAGAAAAAUCAUGCACAUACGGACAAGUCAAGACUCGUCGGAAUUUUUCUUACCGGUGUCAUUCGCCGUCGUUUCAUCCACCGUCUUCUCAUUUCUGCCAUUUCCGUUUCUCUUCUUCUUCUUUUCGCCGUUCUCUCUCUCUUCGCUCCUUCUCCUGUUAUUGAAAAUGACUUUAUUAGGCCUCGUUUGGAUUCUGAUCACCAGCAAUCGCCGCUUCACGUUCCGGCGAGUGGAGGUGCUUACAGGCAUGAUUUAUGGAAUUCCACCAACUCUAAGCUUUUCGCUGCCUGCAGUAAUGCCGGUGUCAACUUUCCAAAGGCCGAUAGCAAAACUCAGCCGGAUCGAUAUUUGUUAAUUGCAACGAGUGGAGGCUUAAAUCAACAAAGAACAGGGAUAAUUGAUGCUGUUGUUGCUGCCUAUAUUUUGAAUGCUACACUUGUUAUUCCGGAGUUGGAUCAUACAUCAUUUUGGAAAGACAGCAGCAAUUUUUCCGAACUAUUUGAUGCUGAUUGGUUUGUAAAAUUCCUCCGGAAUGACAUAAGAGUUAUAAAGCAACUUCCAAAUAUGGGAGAGAAAUUUGUGAGUCCACAUACAGUUCGUGUUCCAAGGAAAUGCACCCCCAAAUGCUAUGAGGGUCGUGUUUUACCCUUGCUGGUCAAGAAACGUGCUGUUCGGCUCACGAAGUUUGACUACAGGCUUUCUAAUAUGCUGGAUGAUGAUCUACAAAAGCUGAGGUGCAGGGUAAACUACCAUGCUCUCAAAUUUACAGAUCCAAUUCAGGAAAUGGGAAAAUUGUUGGUUGAGCGGAUGAGAAUGAAAAGCAAACAUUUCAUUGCUCUACAUUUAAGGUUUGAACCGGAUAUGCUUGCAUUCUCUGGUUGCUAUUAUGGUGGGGGAGAAAAGGAAAGGAAAGAACUUGGUGAAAUUAGGAAGCGGUGGAAAAGUUUACAUGCAAGCAAUCCUGACAAAGUAAGAAGACAUGGAAGGUGCCCACUUACUCCAGAAGAAGUUGGUCUAAUGCUUAGAGCUCUAGGUUUUGGAAUUGACACGCACUUGUAUGUGGCAUCUGGAGACAUCUAUGGAGGUGAGGAAAUGUUAGCACCCCUCAGAGCUCUUUUCCCCAACUUCCAUUCAAAGGAGACCUUAGUUACCAAGGAGGAAUUGGCGCCAUUUGUGUCCUUUUCUUCUCGCAUGGCUGCACUUGAUUACAUAGUUUGUGAUGACAGUGACGUUUUCGUCACAAACAACAAUGGGAAUAUGGCUAAAAUUUUAGCUGGAAGAAGGAGGUACUUUGGUCAUAAACCAACUAUCCGCCCGAAUGGAAAAAAGUUGAACCCCUUAUUCAUGAAAAAAGAUAACAUGACAUGGGAAGAAUUUGCAUCUAAAGUUCGAACUUUCCAGGUAGGCUUCAUGGGGCAGCCUAAUGAGUUGAGGCCUGGCAGUGGUGAGUUUCAUGAAAAUCCAACAUCUUGCAUAUGUCAAAAGUCAGGAUUGGAGGUGAAAACUGGGGGAUUUUCCAGUCCCCAAAAUCAAACGCAUGAAGUCGAUAAUAAGGUAGAGAACAGGACAGAAAAGCAGCCUGCUGAGGAAGAUCGGGAGUUGUCUGAAUUAGAUUACGAUUUGGACAUUAGAAAGCAGGUUGAGCUCAAAGGAACUAAAAUUGAUUCACUGCCUGUUCUAAUGGGAACCGACCAAGCUGAAGUGCAAGUAUUCUUCUCAGAUUAGAUAUUCCAAUUCAUGCACUGAUAGGAAUAAGAUCUUCAAACAAUUUUCUUAGAUGGGACUGAAAAUUAAGCCUUUGUAUAUACUUUUAUUAGAUUUUGAUGGGGACUGCUUCAAAAUGCAAGUUGUAGUAACUGUAAAUAUAUAGGCCACUGAACAGAUAUGUUGAAGCUUCUGAAGCUGAAAUUUGUGGGAAGGUUUGAUAAGAAAUUCAUUUUAUUCAUAUUACAUAGUAUAGGACAGGACAGGACAGGAUAGCCAUAGUUAGAUGUCCAAUGUAAAAAUAUUAUUACAAUUCAAGAACUUUUGUCUAUAA